AAGUGACGAGGGGUUUCCUUCUACGUCUCCUGUGCUUUCUUCUUCUUCUUUAACUCUCUCAGAAAAGCAUAAGAAAUUUUCACCGGGAGUGGCUUAAUUUGUGGCACUAGGACAUUUAUCUUGCGACUUUUGGAUAGAUUUGUGUUGGGUUCGUUUCAAAUUUUCCCCUCCCCGGUGGGUUUUUCUGUUGUUGUCGGUGAAAAUGAUGGUUGCUAACAGUUUCGAUCUCUGGCAGAAAGAUGCGUUCUUCUCUGCCGCCGAGGAGGUUCAGAAUUCCACAGACAUAAUGGAAUCGGUAUACAGGACUUGGUUCAGGGAAAGGAGAGAUGGUUUAGGACCAGAGGAUUCAGAGGAGCUACGCAGGGAGCUGCAAAUCACUUUAGGCACAGCAAAAUGGCAGUUGGAAGAGUUUGAGAGGGCCGUCAGAUUGAGCUAUGGAAAUCGUUCUGAGGACAAUGCAACAGCCAGGCAUAAUCAAUUCAUUGCAGCCAUAGAAGAACAGAUAUAUCGUGUAGAGAAGGCAUUAAUAGAAUCCCUGGACGAGGAAGGGAAGAAACCCCUGCGAUGGGUAAACUUGGAUGAGGAAGAGCGUGAUGAUUUAGCUUCAUUUCUUUCUAGAACUCCAGAAACCUCGCAAGGUACUAACGAGGGAAACAACGAUCUUAGACCUCCAACAGAUAGCUCUCUUAAGGGGAAUGAUCAAAGGAGAAAAAAAAUUGGAGAUUUUCAUAUUGAUCCUGCCUGCAGAAUAGAUAAGCCAGAUUGUGUGACGGAUUUUAAAGAGGUUGCGACACUGAAGAAAGAUUCUAAUUAUGUAGUAGAAGUAGAAGCAAGAGAAUCUCCUGUAACCAAGGAUGAUUUAAGCUGUCAAGUAGAGAAAUCAAAUGGUCAUAGAAGAACAUGGAGUACACCAAGCUUUGGUUCUUGGAAGAUUGUAAUAGCAGAUGAGGAUGAACAGAGAAAAACAUUAGUGGAAAGUGAUGAAUCCACAACAAACGGCAAAGGAUUUAAGAAUAGCUUCAGGAAGCUAAAAGGUGGAGACCAUCUCCAGGCUAAAGGAAGGAUUUCAAGUUGCCUGAACUUGAAAGGAGUCAAUUUUCUUUCUCAGAUAUUUGGACGGGUGGCUGGAUCUCCGAGACAAAUACAAGGUUCACAGCACAUGCAGUUUUGCUCUCUCCAGCUUGUGCUUGUGGGUGUACUAGCUUUUUUCUUAUUUGUCCCUUUUGUACUGUACACAACAUAAGGAAGAUUGAGUCAUGAUCAGGAUUAAUGGUAUCGUGCAACCUCGUAAAAUCAUUUUAUGUGAUCACCAAUGUUGCAUCUUUCGUUUCCAGUUGUAUUUCCUUUCUACCAAUGAAAA
This is a messenger RNA of Telopea speciosissima, 1360 nucleotides long. RefSeq lists its product as uncharacterized. Gene Ontology annotation, cellular component: membrane. Bases 203 to 1243 code for a protein of 346 amino acids. Lineage: Eukaryota; Viridiplantae; Streptophyta; Magnoliopsida; Proteales; Proteaceae. Gene Ontology annotation, biological process: Golgi vesicle transport. The record is from RefSeq and is a predicted model, not a curated record. The transcript is spliced from 5 exons.